Corylus avellana is the source of this 1635-nucleotide messenger RNA. Its product is annotated as small ribosomal subunit protein uS13m. Gene Ontology annotation, cellular component: small ribosomal subunit; mitochondrion; ribosome. The record is from RefSeq and is a predicted model, not a curated record. NCBI's taxonomy places the organism in Eukaryota, Viridiplantae, Streptophyta, Magnoliopsida, Fagales, Betulaceae. Gene Ontology annotation, biological process: translation. Gene Ontology annotation, molecular function: structural constituent of ribosome; RNA binding.
AAAAAGAAGAAAAAAUGAAGAGAAGAACAUAUAAUUCAUGUGUUUUGAUGUCCCUCCUAUCGUAGAUGGGUCUGCCAAGUCCAUUGAAGUUUGGGGACGGUUAGGUUUGAGAGAAGUGUUUCAAAUUGGAGGCCGUGGGAGUGGCCAAUUUGGACAAGAAAGCCAUGAGGUUGGACAAGAGGAAAGUGGUGGAGGCACCAAUUCGGGGUAUUGGAGAUGCUCGAAGCUUAUGCACUCCCUUUAUGCAUCUGGAAUGGAAGUCUUGUGGUGGGUGGCAAAAUGGUUGGUGAGAAGUGAGAAGUAAGAAGAUAAAGUAGAAAAUUAGAAAUAGGUGGGGUUAGUUAGGGUGACAAUUAUUUCGGAGUUCUGUUUCCUUUCCUCUGUGUUUAAGUACUUUAACCACAAGCAGAAUUGAUUUUCUUAAGGUAAACCAUGCAUGUAUUCUUUUGUUAGAAUGAAACAUGUGGAGGACCAAAACUCAGCUGCACCACACGAAUUUUAUUUUGUUUUUUAGAGCCAGCAAUUUGCUAGUGAAUUCAUACCAUAUUAAAAUAGAAGAUGGUGGUCAAUAGAGUGGAAGAAUUGUUCAUAUCAUUGUAUAAAUCUUUAAACAGUUUAUUUAUCAAAAAAAAAAUCUUUAAACAGUUAGCCAAGGAUGGUUUCGGAAAAUAAGUAAAUUGAAUUCAUUUCUUUCAUAUUCCAAAAAAUAAUAUAGGAUCCUAUCACUUCUUUGCUAAUUUUAUUCCAAACAAUAGAGUUCAAUCUGAUGUCUACCAGAGUAAUAGAUUCACCAUGAUAAGAUUUGGUUUUCAUGUUAUUGCCAUAUCGUUUGUGUCUAUUUUAUGGUCUAUGUAGUUCAAGCUUAGGCAGGUUAAGGUUUUAGAUUUCCAGGGUUCCAAAUAACCUAAAAUUUUAAGUUUCAGAAAUUGGAAAGGUUUUCUUUUCAUGCAUUUACUUUGCAUUCAAGUUGAAGAUUACUGUUUCGAGUGUUGUGUUGGCGUCUUCUGUUUUAUGCAGCUUCAUGGUGUACGUGUCCAAUGCAUUAAUAUUGGAGGAGGAGUUGGGGAGAUUCCAGACGGCAAGCGCCUGAGAAUCGCUCUUCAGCACAUUCAUGGAAUUGGCCGCUCUAGAGCGCGCCAAAUUCUCGCCGAGCUUAGCAUUGAGAACAAACUCGCCAGGGAAUUAACAGGAAGAGAGGCCUACUCUCUCCGAGAGGAGCUCUGUAGGUACAUGACUGGGCAUGACUUGCACAAUCAAGUGACAAAGGACAUAGCAAGAUUGAUGGAGAUUCAGAGCUAUAGAGGGAUAAGGCAUAGUCAGGGGUUACCAUGCAGAGGACAGCGCACUCACACCAAUGCCCGGACCUGGAAGGGUAAGGCAGUUGCAAUUCCAGGAAAGAAGAAAGCUUAAGUAUUGGGAUGCUUCUCUUCUCCAUUUCUUCGGUUUUGACAUGUAACUCACUUUGAAGGGUGUUUUAUUUGUAGCUCUUUCCAAACUUUACUUCUUUCAGUUUUAUGAUUUCCUCAUGGAAUAAGUUUUCGGUUUUUCCUGAAUUUGUAAGCAUUGGAUUUUUUGUAUUUUCGCAUUAACUUUAAUAGCGGUGGCCUAGAAAUCGGUCCAAGCCUCAUGGGUGCA